CCUCGCUCACUCUGCCGCACUCUAGACAGGGUUAACAUCUCUGUCUGUGCCAGGAGCACCCAGCCGAGGAGGAGAGAGCCGGAGAGCGAGAAGUGGGAUUCUUCCUUGUCUUUUUCGGAUUCUCCUUUUCUCCCUCCCCAUCGCCGUAGAGACGGUCGCCGGGGCGAGGGUGUCCGGGAGGCAGAGGACGCAUAGCAACAGGACUUCAGGAUGAAGAAGGUCCAGAGGCAUAAUCUCCGGGAGCCCAUAAUUCCAGACCUGCUGAUGAGCCCCAGCGACCAAGGCGAUGGAGACCUGGAGAUGGAGUACCCAGAAGACCGAGGGAACUGGACCGGGAAGCUGGAUUUCCUUCUCUCCUGUAUCGGCUACUGCGUGGGGUUGGGGAAUGUGUGGAGGUUUCCGUACAGAGUUUACUCCAAUGGAGGAGGAGCUUUUCUCAUCCCUUAUUUCAUCAUGCUGGCAAUAUGUGGCAUCCCCAUCUUCUUCAUGGAGCUCUCCCUAGGCCAGUUCUCCAGCCUGGGGCCCCUGGCUAUCUGGAGAAUAAGCCCGCUCUUCAAAGGUGUCGGCAUGGGCACGAUCCUGAUUGUCUCGCUGGUGGCCAUUUACUAUAACAUGAUCAUUGCGUAUGUUCUCUUCUACCUCUUCGCGUCCCUGACAAGCAACUUGCCCUGGCAGCACUGCGGCAACUGGUGGAACACCGAGCUGUGCCUGGACCACCACGUCAUCAAGGCAGCGAAUGCUGCCACCCCCUUCAAUCUCACGAACACGGUCAGCCCUAGUGAGGAGUACUGGAGUCGUUAUGUUCUGCAUAUCCAAGGGAGCUCUGGGAUCGGGGAUCCUGGGAGAAUCCGCUGGAAUCUGUGCCUAUGCCUGUUGCUGUCCUGGGUCAUUGUGUAUCUCUGUAUCCUCAAGGGAGUCAAGUCCUCCGGCAAGGUUGUGUAUUUCACUGCCACUUUCCCGUACUUCAUCCUGAUCAUGCUGCUCAUCCGGGGCGUGACGCUGGAGGGGGCCUGGAAAGGAAUCGAGUUCUACCUCACCCCCCAGUUUGAUCACUUGCUGUCUUCCAAGGUGUGGAUAGAGGCGGCUCUGCAGAUCUUCUACUCCCUCGGGGUGGGCUUCGGGGGCCUGCUCACCUUCGCGUCGUAUAACACCUUCCACCAGAAUAUUUACAGGGACACGUUUAUAGUCACCCUGGGCAACGCCAUCACCAGCAUCCUGGCCGGAUUUGCCAUCUUCUCCGUCUUGGGCUACAUGUCAGAGGAACUGGGCGUCCCUGUUAACCAAGUGGCAAAAGCAGGUCCCGGCUUGGCUUUCGUCGUGUACCCCCAGGCCAUGACGAUGCUGCCUCUUUCUCCCUUCUGGUCUUUCCUUUUCUUCUUCAUGCUGCUGACCCUGGGCCUGGACAGCCAGUUCGCCUUCCUGGAGACCAUCGUUACUGCAGUGACAGACGAGUUUCCUUAUUACCUGCGGCCCAAGAAGGCGUUUUUCUCAGCCAUCAUCUGUAUCGCCAUGUACCUGAUGGGGCUCAUUCUCACGACAGAGGGAGGGAUGUACUGGCUAGUCCUGCUGGAUGACUACAGUGCUGGGUUUGGACUCAUGGUAGUGGUGAUUACAACCUGCCUGGUGGUGACACGUGUCUAUGGCAUAAAGAGGUUCUGCCGGGAUAUUCACAUGAUGCUGGGCUUCAAACCCGGGCUGUACUUCAAAGCCUGCUGGAUGUGCCUGUCGCCGGCAAUGAUGCUGACCCUGCUCGUGUACAAUAUAGUCAAGUACCAGCCCUCGGAGUAUGGGAGUUACCGCUUCCCGUACUGGGCCGAGGUCCUGGGCAUCCUGAUGGGGCUGUUCUCCUGCCUGAUGAUCCCCGCAGGGAUGGUGGUUGCAGUGCUCCGAGAAGAAGGGACACUGUGGGAGAGAAUCCAGCAAGCCAGCCGGCCAACCAUGGACUGGGGCCCUUCUCUGGAGGAGAACAGAACCGGCAUGUAUGUGGCUACCUUGGCUGGCAGCCAGUCCCCCAAGCCCUUGAUGGUCCAUAUGAGGAAAUACGGGGGAAUUACCAGCUUCGAGAACACGGCCAUCGAGGUGGACCGGGAGAUUGAGGAAGAAGAGGAGUCCAUGAUGUGAGGAGGCCACGAGCCCUGUGUGGAGCAGAGAAUGGGGGACUGUGCUGCACCCCUGAACUUCCAUGGUUGCACUUAGGCACUUCGGGCUGGUGAACCGGCCUCUCUAGAGGCAGCUGCGAGCUGCUGACCUUCCAUAGUCCCACGGGACGUCCCAGCCUCUCCAGGAGAACGUUGCUGAGAAUACCAGUGUUGCUGAGUUUUCCAUUUAGUGUGGCAAGCUGUGUAAUGACUCUGUGUUAGCACCCCAGUGUCUGGGACCAGGUACCUGGACCCUACCCUCACCAGGCCUCCCCUUCUCCCCCAGCCUGGGUGGUCUCCGCCCAGAGUCAUGACUUAUUGACUCCUGUGUAAAGACGGUGACAUGCACCCACGUUGCACUCCUUUUGCACAGGCCUCAGUGAGCCAGACACUGGCGAACGAGGCCAGUUGUUGUUGUUUGUUGUUGCUAACUCCUAUUUAAUCCCAACGACGCACAAACAUUGUGGAGAAAGGAGGUCUUGGUUGACCCUGCCCUGUCAGUGGAGCGCUGUGAGUUCCCGGUGCCUGUAGGUGCCACUCCUACUGAGAUCCUCCAGCAAGACCAGCGUGGCCAUUCCUGAUAAGUGAAUCUAGGGGAAAGGAAAGCUCUGGGAGCAGAGUGCAGGCCGAGGGCCCCUACUUCUCCUGCCAUUGCUCUGUUUCUUCCAUUCCUUUGCAAUGCUGUGGCCUCGGCCAUCUCAGCCCUGGAGCGAAGGAUGCGCCAGACCCGCCAUGGUUUGGUUCGCUUGUGCUGAGCUGACUGCCCUGUGAAUUAUGAAUGAGGAGACGUUGGAAGUGUUACUAAAAUAACUCCGCAGAAAGGAAUGGAAAAAACCUCUCUGCACGGGCGCUCAGCAAGAUCCCGCUUGCUGGGCACGGAACCCCCCUACUCCCCGCCCCGCUGAGGGGCUGCCUGCAACGUCCUUUCCAGUCAAGGACAGAAAUCCAGCCCCACAGAAAUGCGGAGACAGAAAUCUCCGGUACCAGAGUCCACUUGAGGUGGGCACCGAACAUCUUCCCUUAGCUCCCUGGUAGUCCCUGCUCUCAAAGUGUGAGGUGGGAGGGGGCUGGAGGGUGCUCUCCCCUUAUUUCACACGGCAAUAGGAAAGUCCCAGACUGGCAGUAUAACUCCAGGGGUGCCCUGAUUGCCCCCUGGGCAAUCCUCUCCCUAUCUGCUCUGUUGCAAUUCCUCCACACGCAGCUCUCCACACCUUCCUCCACCAGCAAUCGGCGGGUCUGUCACCACCGCAGGGACAUCUGCACAGCACCCAGUAAAAACACUCGGUGGCAGCUAGGCUGAGCGCUCCACCUGCAGAGUGGGGCUUGCAGGGCUCGUGCUGAGGAGAGCAGACUCGCCGUGUACACAUUCAGGCUCCGCUGAAACCCGCCCAGGCUGGGAGACCUUCCCCUGUCGCCAGGCCUCAGCGCGUAGCCACGGCCUCAGUGUUGGAGGCCAGAGAGUCCUGGCAGCAGCAUGGCUCUGUGGCCUGAGCUUUCCAAGCCGGUGGGGUCUGGCCGCUGGCAUGGGUGCAUCUGUGCAUCCGCAGCCCAUGUCCUGCAGGUGCUGUGGUGUACGGAGGGGGCCGGGCACCCUCCUUCUUAAGGAGCAGCCGUUCAGACCCUCGGCGGCCUCCCGGGUGGUGUGUUGUGUGUGGUGACGUGUGUUCUCGAGUGCGCCCGUGUCCUUGGUGUAACGUUGAAAACAAAGU
This is a messenger RNA of Pelodiscus sinensis (Chinese soft-shelled turtle), 3847 nucleotides long. It is a transcript of the gene SLC6A7, whose product is annotated as solute carrier family 6 member 7. NCBI's taxonomy places the organism in Eukaryota, Metazoa, Chordata, Testudines, Trionychidae. Gene Ontology annotation, cellular component: plasma membrane. The record is from RefSeq and is a predicted model, not a curated record. Gene Ontology annotation, molecular function: amino acid:sodium symporter activity. Gene Ontology annotation, biological process: nitrogen compound transport; sodium ion transmembrane transport; amino acid import across plasma membrane.